Molecule: messenger RNA, 4013 nt
Organism: Silurus meridionalis
Lineage: Eukaryota; Metazoa; Chordata; Actinopteri; Siluriformes; Siluridae
Gene: cacnb1
Product: calcium channel, voltage-dependent, beta 1 subunit
Exons: 15
Coding region: 224-2152 (642 amino acids)
Biological process (GO): chemical synaptic transmission; regulation of voltage-gated calcium channel activity; neuromuscular junction development
Cellular component (GO): voltage-gated calcium channel complex
Molecular function (GO): protein binding; high voltage-gated calcium channel activity
Source: RefSeq, a predicted model, not a curated record
UCGGUGUGUGUGUAUAUGUGUGUGUGUGACGGAGAGAGAGCGCACCGACAGCGCGCGCGCAAGAGGAGCGCUGUACGGUUGGUAAUAUCUGCGUGGGGGAAAAAAAAAAAAACGAACGUGAAACAAAAUGGUUUUGACAAUGAGCACGCACAGAGACAAGACAACGUAGCGCACUGAAAAGCAAAACGUCAGAUAACACACGGUUGCUGAGGCUGGAAAUUAAAUGGUACAGAAAGGGAUGUCCAGGACGCCUUCCACCUCGACACAGGAAAUCCAGAUGGACAUGUUCGACCACCACGGCUCGCACGCGCAGGGGAAAUACGCAAAGAGGAAGAGUCGUUUUAAGCGAUCUGAUGGCAGCACCUCGUCCGACACAACUUCAAACAGCUUUGUUCGGCAGGGUUCAGCGGACUCCUACACCAGUCGUCCCUCAGACUCUGACGUGUCACUGGAGGAGGAUCCAGAAGCCUUGCGAAAAGAAGCAGACAGACAAGCUCUGGCAACCCUUGAGAAAGCUAAGACUAAGCCAGUUGCAUUUGCUGUGAGGACUAAUGUUGGUUAUAACCCGGGCCCUAAUGAUGAUGUUCCAGUGCAGGGAAUGGCCAUCUCAUUUGAAGCCAAAGAUUUCCUGCAUAUCAAAGAGAAAUAUAAUAAUAACUGGUGGAUAGGACGUUUGGUGAAGGAAGGAUGUGAAGUGGGUUUCAUCCCUAGUCCAGUAAAGCUAGAGAGCACUCGUCAGCUACAGGAACAAAGGAGUAGACAAAACCGCUUAAGCUCCAGUAAGUCUGGUGGGAGCUCCAGUUUGGAUGUUGCCUCAGGAACCCGUAGGCCUACUCCACCUGGAACAGCUGAUAUGUCAGCACUUUAUGAUGAUGCAUCGGACACUGAGGAGGCGGAGCAUGUUGAUGCCCGGGACCGUAAGGGUGUGGCCGGCAGUGUCACGUCCCCUCAGGGCAAUAUACCACGCCUGCCCUUCUUUAAGAAGAUGGAACAUGUUCCUCCAUACGAUGUGGUGCCUUCUAUGAGACCCAUCAUUUUAGUCGGGCCAUCACUCAAAGGUUAUGAGGUAACUGAUAUGAUGCAGAAAGCUCUGUUUGACUUCCUGAAACACAAGUUUGAGGGCAGAAUAUCCAUCACUCGGGUCACAGCAGAUAUCUCGCUUGCCAAACGUUCGGUCCUGAACAAUCCCAGCAAACACACCAUUAUUGAGCGUUCCAGCACCAGAUCCAGUUUGGACGUACUGGCCGAGGUGCAGAGUGAAAUAGAGAGAAUCUUUGAGUUGGCUCGGACCUUACAGUUGGUGGCUCUGGAUGCGGACACCAUUAACCAUCCAUCUCAACUUGCCAAAACGUCUCUGGCACCUAUAAUAGUUUACAUUAAGAUAGCCUCUCCAAAGGUAUUGCAAAGGCUGAUAAAGUCUAGAGGUAAAUCUCAGGCCAAACAUCUCAAUGUUCAGAUGGUGGCAGCAGACAAACUAGCACAAUGUCCCCCUGAGCUCUUUGACAUCAUAUUAGAUGAAAACCAGCUGGAGGAUGCAUGUGAACACCUGGCUGAUUAUUUAGAGGCGUAUUGGAAGGCUACACACCCUCCAAGCAGCAACCCACCAAACCCACUCCUGAACCGCACCAUGGCAACGGCAGCACUUGCUGCUUCACCUGAACCCGUCUCUAACCUGCAGGGGCCAUUUCUCGUGCACAGUGAGCCAAAGAGAGAGGGGUCUGUUGUGGAACGGGCCUGCCCACAGGACUAUCAGACCGAGCUGGGCAGCAAGCAGCCACUGCGCACUUCACGCAGUCAAUUGCAAGCUGGAGGGCGUGGCUUAUCACGACAGGACACAUUUGAUUCGGAGACACAGGGGAGUCGCGACUCAGCCUACACAGAUGACAUGGAAACGGAUCCAUACGAGGAGCCUGAAUCCUGUCGCAGCCGGUUAAACCCUGCCCACCAUGCUCCACGACAGGCAUCCUGGGAGGAUGAAGGGGCAGAACCAGAUCAGGAGAACCUCAACCUAGCACCACCAAUGACCAAUCAGCAUCACCGUGGGCGGGCCCACCUGAGGGAGCGCUACUGUCAAGAUGUAGAAGCCGGUGAGACCACAGUAGGCCGCAAUCAAAACCAGGAGGAGUGGAACAGAGACGUGUAUAUCCGCUAGAGCCAAUACCCUAGAGAGGAGGACAGGGAAGAUAUGGAGAGUACAUGAAGGAUUUAGGGGGAUUCAAAUUUAGGGGGACAAUUGUUGAUGCCUAAAGCUGGAUCUGUUUACAAUCCAUAGAAACCAUCACAGGCAAAUGCUGUACAGUUCAUAUUUCCAUCAUGCGCAUUAUGCCAACCAAGCUUACACUAAUAUUUCAUUUAGCUAAUCUUAUUUAAGGGUAAGGGGAAAGCGAAGACAUGUUUGUUUCCAUUUUAUCUUUGUUUCUAGUUUUUUUGUUGUGUUGUCUUGCAUGAACCCUUAUCAGUAUAAGGAUAAUUCCUAUUUCCAAUGGCAAUGAAGUUAAACUAAGAAAAUAUAUAACCACAAACUUUUGUGUAUGUAUGUGUGGAUGUAAGGGCGCGUGUGUGCAUGGGUGUAUGUAUUUUGUCCUCUGACUGUCUUAAUCAGGGCCUCUGUAUCCCCAGGUAGAAUAUUCUGGUUCCUAAAAUAUCGUUAGUUCAGUACAAUUUUACUUUUAAAUUGAAUUAUCUAAAUUAAAGAUUUAAAGAUCUUUGUUACACAUUCAGCCUUCAGAUACACCAUGUCAGCAGUGCAUUGGAUUUACGCAAUGCAUCACCAGGUAAUGGACAUCAGGAUUUCCCAGGUCAAAAUUCUCUACAAUGAUCUGCCGAUAUUCUUCGUGUAUAUACUUUCUCUAUUUCUUUAGAUAUUAUUUAUUAUGCUUCUAAUGCUAGAAACUGUAUUACAUCAUUUGCCUGAUAUAGCUUUAUUGCUGCUACAUGUUUUUCCAGCCUGUACAGUAAUCUGUGGCUGACACAUUAAUAAAGCCGACCAAUAUUAACUUAUUUGUGAUAGCAGGUAUUAUUAUGCAAGAAAAACUAAACGUUUGAACCGCUUUAUUAAACAUGUUGCGAUUUCCAAUGAGCAUGACCUUUAAACAACUAAGGUUAAACAGGGAUUCUCUGCUACAAUCUUGUAGGCUGACUGCCGAAUACAAUUUCAAUUUCAAUGACAUGAAUUGGAAAUCAAUUGUAUAAAGCACUUUGAGACCUCUAUCAGUGGCUCCUACAGGGGAUUAUGAUAUUUGCCAUGUAAGGAUUUUUUUUUAUGUGGCAUAGUUCCAUCUCCUGUGUUCAUCAAACUUUUUCUGAUGCACUACUGCUAUGGAAAUGAAAAGCUGUCUUCAUAUACAUGCCAAUCACAAAACAAAUAACAAGUGCCAGAAUAUUUCAUGAAGUUACACCCACUACCCUUUGUGGGUUGUCUUAACUCUGUGCCACACAUAAUUUUUUUUGUGUGGAUGUGCUAUAGAAGUGUUACCUUUACUCUUUGUCUACCAGUUAUUUUUGUCACUGUACGGAUAUGAUUGUGUGAUCACACUGCUUUUACAAAUAAAUGCACAGACUCAUAGACACACACAGGCACAAACACACACACAGUAAAACUUCUACUGCCUUUUUCUCCUGCUCCUGCCUUUUGUGUCACUAUCUCUGUGGGCAUUUUAAAACAAAGGUUUUGUGUGUGUGUGUGUGUGUGUGUCUGUGUGUCUGUGUCUGUGUAAAGGGGGGCACUCAAGCAGCUUUUGAUGUGCAGGAAGAGUGUCAGUUAAUAUAUUUGAUGAGCCUGUUUUUACUCACAUAUGUUGCAAAGGGACAUCAUGCUAAUGAUGAACAUCUGAAAAUGUACAAGAAAAUAGCUUAAUAAUGAAUGUUAUUGUUGCGUUAUUGCAAUUGUUAAUAUAUGAAAAAAGAAAAACGUAAUUUUGGUGCCUGAUUGUAGCUACAUUUGCUUUUUUGCCUUCUGUUUUUAAUCUGUGGUUUAAAUCUGUAUUUUAAUUAAAAAUUAAAAUCAGAACUCA